Messenger RNA from Heterostelium album PN500, 2571 nucleotides. RefSeq names its product C2H2-type zinc finger-containing protein. The coding region runs from base 1 to 2571 and encodes 856 amino acids. Lineage: Eukaryota; Evosea; Eumycetozoa; Acytosteliales; Acytosteliaceae. Gene Ontology annotation, cellular component: phagophore assembly site; phosphatidylinositol 3-kinase complex, class III, type I; phosphatidylinositol 3-kinase complex, class III, type II. The record is from RefSeq and is a predicted model, not a curated record. The transcript has 6 exons. Gene Ontology annotation, biological process: cellular response to nitrogen starvation; autophagy; autophagosome assembly.
AUGAGUAAUAUUCAAUCAUCCAAUGGCAAACCAACAAGUGUAUCUUUUGUGAAUAAUAAUAAUAAUAAUAUUAGUAAUAAUAGAGUGUCACCUCAACCUCAUCAACCAUUAUCUCCACAGCAAUUGAAUCAGCAUCAAAUUCAAAUGUUGAAACAUCAACAGCAACAGUUACAACAUCAACAGCUACAGCAACAACAUCAACAGCUACAACACCAGCAACACCAGCAGCAACAUCAUCAUCAGCAGCAGCAGCAACACCUUCAACAUCAGCAAUCGACAACAACCUAUCCAGCUUCAAAUACAACUAGUUACCCACAGACACCUAAUAACAAAACAUACGAACAACAACAACAACAACAGCAACAACAACACAGAAAUCAUUCAGCCAUUCAACAAAUCAAUCAGAGAAUGAAAAUGGAUUCAGCACCUGGUAGCAAAGCGAGUGAUCCUAUCUUUAUUAAUAAUAAUAACAAUAAUAUAAAUAGUAUAAAUAACAAUCUAAAAAUACAAUUUCCUCCAGGUAGUCCAAACAACAAACAAUUAAAUAAUAGCAUUAGCAAUUCCAAUCAACACAAACAAUCGCCUUCAAUUCCAUCUAUACAAGCAAUUAGUAGUAAUCAUCAUAUAAUCAACCUCAAUAAUAAUAAUCAUAAUCAUAAUAAUAAUAAUAAUAAUCAUGAAAAUGGUCAUUUAAAUAAUAGUAAUAAUAAUAGUAGUAAUAGUAAUAAUAAUAAUAAUAAUAAUUUAAAUAAAAGUGACAAUUCACAUAAUAAACAAAGACACAACCCAUAUUUAUCAUAUUCCGAUGUAAUUAAAAAUCGCACACCACCAAACGAAACCGAAAAAGUGAUUCCACCCGUUUCAUUCGUUCCAAAAAUAUCGAUUUUCGAUAUUAUCAAAUCAAUUUCAAAGACAGACGAAGAUUUAGUGUCUGACUUGAAUAACAACAACAGCAACUUCUCAUCACACAGAAAUCCACUAGCAAACACAAGCAGCAGUAUCACCAACACCACCACAACCACUGCAACCACCAACCCUCUCUCCCAUUCAUACAAUGGUCAUUCAUCCAACUCACUACUUUACAACAGUCUCGAUAUUUCCCGAAGUUUUGCCAACCUCAGAUCAACAAACAAAAACAACACUAAUAGCAACAACAACACUCAGAAUCUAACAAUGGAACACUUUAAACAUUUCGAUCGUCCAACUUUUACCACCAUUCCGAUUCAGACUGAGGUGUACUCCUGUCCGGUAUGGGGAUGCACCCAGAUCUUCCAAAAGUACAAAGACAUUGAGAUUCACUGCCAAUUGAUUCAUCCGAAUCGAUUGCAGGCGACCAACAGACUCGAUAGGCGUGGAGUCGAUAUCGUCGGGUACGACGAGGUGUCUGACAACUCUUUGUUACAUCGUUGUGCUGCCAGCUCCACGCCACUCUUGAUGGUCGGUCUACCCAAGUCGUGGGCGGAAACAUCAGAGUUCUCUGUGAACUAUCUUCAACAGAAACAUCCAAAAGCUAAAACAAUGUGGAACUAUGUCGAUGACUCUGGAAGAAACUACCAAUGGAUUGGAUCGUUCAGCAAGUUUACAGAUAGCACCAAUCGUAGCAUGAGAAACAGCUGUUGUGUCAAAAUGGAAUAUGAAGUACCGACAAGCUGGGAACAAUUACCAUAUUUCAACACCAAUUAUUUAAAUCAUGUUAAAGAAAGUCAAUAUAAUAAAUCUUUCUUAUUUAUUGGUGGAUCUGGAUCGAUUAUUUCAUUACAUAGACAAUUUUUGGAUUAUUCAAUUACAAAUUUACAAGGAAUGAUUAGAGUAAUACUUUUCCCACCAAACAAGAUAAUCGAAAUGGGAGAAUACAAUAAACAUCUUUUGAACAAAGAUAAUAACAAAACAAGAUACAUUUAUUUCGAACCACAGCUUUCUCAAGACGAUUUGGAUUUAAUUUCAAAGUUUAGUGGCAGAGUAGUAUUUUUAAAUAAGGAAGAAACUUUAAUAAUUCCAGCUGGAUGGUAUUUCCAAUCUACAAUUUUAGAAGAUGAAUGUAUUUCAUUACACUAUCAACAUAUAAAUCAAUUCAAUAUCGAGUUCUUUUUACAAAAUGCAUGUAACAAGCAAAGAAAUAUAUUCGGAGAGUUACUGAGUCCGUUGGAUUUUGUAAAGGUUGUGGUUGCCGAUUUUUUGAAGCGUGCGGAUCACGCUAUCAACGGUGGACACCGUAAAGCUAAUCGUGUACAACCCAACACCAAUCCCAACCCUUUGGUGGAGCAAGCCAGCAAGCAAUGGAACAACUAUCAAGGUACCACCAAAGAACAAACACAGUAUCACAAUGCUACAGCAUUGCUAAAGGAAUGCUUCACCCUCAUUUCAGUUUACUACUUGGCCACCGAGAACAAACGGCCAGAAGCAAAAGGAAAGGUUGAACAACUCAUUGAAAGUUUAAAGAAAACAUCCAACGACUUGAACUAUUCACUCAUCUUGAUGUCUAGUUUUUAUGCGAGUUGUAAAAAGUCUUUAGUGAUGAUGGCUUUACCACCAACUAUUUAUUAUUUCUCCUUUAUCUUUAUAAUCAAAUAA